UACUUUCUCAUAUAUUCAUAAAUCCUCCCAUUUUCAAUUUACAAAAUUCAAAGACCUCAUCAUUGAUCUUCUCAAAUCUCUUCUUAGAUUCUUCAUAUUUCUUUCAUCUUCCACGAAAACGAGGAUCUCAGUAGCUAUUUUGCUCGGACAUCAUGUCGACUUCAUCGGAUUUCGCCGAUUCUGGGAGGUAUUUUGGCAAGAAGCCGGCUAAGUCGCCGGAGAAAUCCAAAGUCUCUCAAACCUGUAAUCUUUUAAGCAAAUACUUGAAAGAGAAUGGCUCCCUCGGCGAUCUCGGAAUCGGAAUCAUGCGAUGUCCACCGGCGAUAGAGAAAUUACCGACGACUAUGAAUCUGUUUCCAAUGGCAGGAGAUUCCAAUUUAAGUGAUGAAAAGAAAUUGGAAUCAGAAACAGCGCCAAUGACGAUUUUCUACGGCGAGAAAGUGAUGGUGUUCAAUGAUUUUUCUACUGAGAAGUUUAAUGAAAUUAUGGCGUUAGUUAGUAAAGAGAAUUCUCAAUAUCAGAGAAUUAAUAACUUCUCUUCAAGGCCUUCUACUCCGGUUCAAAUAACCGCUGUUGAUCCAAAUUCUAACGAUAAUUUGCUUCCCCGACGUCUUCCUCAUCGUGUCGUCGCCGAUCUAUCAAUGGCGAGGAAGACUUCGUUGACCCGUUUCUUUGAGAAGAGAAAGGAUAGGAUAAUUGCACGAGCACCCUACAGUAUUAACAAACCAACCAUUUCUCCAUCUGAUGCAACCAAUGCAAAAGGGUGGCUCGGUUUGGGUCCUUGAAAUUACAAAUGAAGUCUACAUAGGAUCGUGAACAUAUACAAUACAAAAAGUAUUUUAAGAUUGACUUAUUUAAAUUUAACAAUUAUAGUAUAUUUAAAGUUGAUAUUUUUGUCUUUUAAAAUUGUAUUUUUUGUGUAAUUAAGAAUUACAUUAUUGUGUUUAAAGAUUUGUAUGUAACAAUUACGUUGUUAUGGAA
This is a messenger RNA of Impatiens glandulifera, 981 nucleotides long. RefSeq names its product protein TIFY 10A-like. The record is from RefSeq and is a predicted model, not a curated record. Gene Ontology annotation, cellular component: nucleus. Lineage: Eukaryota; Viridiplantae; Streptophyta; Magnoliopsida; Ericales; Balsaminaceae. The coding region runs from base 153 to 785 and encodes 210 amino acids. The transcript is spliced from 5 exons. Gene Ontology annotation, biological process: response to wounding; regulation of defense response; regulation of jasmonic acid mediated signaling pathway.